Molecule: messenger RNA, 983 nt
Organism: Magnolia sinica
Lineage: Eukaryota; Viridiplantae; Streptophyta; Magnoliopsida; Magnoliales; Magnoliaceae
Product: universal stress protein A-like protein
Exons: 4
Coding region: 23-580 (185 amino acids)
Source: RefSeq, a predicted model, not a curated record
AGAGAGAGGGAGAGCGAGCGAGAUGGAGUCGGGUCGGUUAGAGAGCGAAGAACAGAGGCAGGAGGGAGAGAGCGGUGGCAUUCCUGUGAAUAAGAAGAAAAUGGAGGUCUUGGUUGCUAUCGACGAGAGCGAAGGGAGCUUCUACGCUCUCAAGUGGGUCCUCGACCGUCUAUUCCCUUCAUCAUCACCGUCCGAUCAGCAGGCCCAAGAAAGACCGACCCUCAUUCUCCUUCACGUCCAACAGCCUUUCCAGCACUACAUCUUUCCAGCCGGACCUGCUGUGUAUGCAACAUCUACUGUGGUCGAGUCGGUUAGGAAAGCACAGGAACAGAACUCUUCACUACUACUGGCUCGUGCAUUGGAAGCCUGCCAAGGAAGGAUGGUAGAGAUCGAAACCCUGAUUCUGGACGGUGAUCCCAAGGACAUGAUUUGUCAGGCCGCGGAGCAGCAUCAUGUUGAUCUUGUCGUUGUAGGAAGCCGUGGCCUUGGCAAGAUCAAGAGGGCAUUUCUGGGCAGCGUCAGUGACUAUUGUGCGCAUCAUGCGAAAUGCCCCAUCCUCAUAGUUAAACCCCCCAAGUGAGGCAUACCAUCCACGUGUGCCAUCACAUGCUAGAUCUGUAGAUAGGUGUGGCAUCCAAGCCGUUCAUCAGGUAGGUCUAACUAGGUAGAUGCACAUGCCCAAAAAUCAGGCUGGCCUGCUCAUCAGGUGGGCUCCAAUGUUGGAAACAUGUAGACGGCUUAGAAAACUUCAGUCAGUUUUCCUCCAUGGUGGGGACACCCUGAUGGAUGGAUUGGAUGUGGUCAGAUUCCUGGGCCAGGACAUGUACAUGGUGGGGACACCCUGAUGGAUGGACUGGAUGUGCUGCCUAUGUGGCAUGCUGGAACACGUGGUGGUGUGUACAUGGUCUGCCUUAUAGACUUGUGUGAAAGUUCAUGGACUGUGUGUGAUGUAUAUGCGUUGGAGAAACAGUUUUAUUUAUUUA